AUGGAAUUCCAAAGUUUCUACAUCAAGUUGUUUGUACUGGUUUGUUUGGUGGCUGAGUCCAUACAAGUACCAAGUCCACGUAUCGUUAGCGGUACUCAAGCCGCAGUGGGGCAAUUUCCUUAUCAGGUAUCCGUACGUGUGAACGGUAAACAUAUUUGCGGUGGAGCUUUGGUUGCCCAAGGUUUCGUUGUAACGGCAGCACACUGUGUAGUCAGUAUUCCGUCAUCAUUCCUUUCUGUACAAGCCGGUACGAUAAAUAUCAGCGAUACCGGUAUCGUUUCUGAAGUAUCGAAAAUAACUCCACAUCCCGACUACUAUUACGAUAAUGACAUUGCUGUGCUGGAGUUAAGUACUCCUCUCAACUACUCCGAUGUCGUACGGCCAAUACCUUUGGCUAAUCUGGAAGCACCUGCUGGCGAAGAGGUAACCAUUUCUGGUUGGGGUCGCACAACUAAUGGUGGUACACCUUCCCUUCUAUUACGGUAUAGUCGCAGUUUGACUGUUUUAAGUGAUAAACAAUGUGCUCGCAUUGCCGGUCCCCUUAAUCCGGGUAUACAAUGUCUUUCCAAAGAGAAAAGUAAUGGCUUCUGUGAUGGUGAUGAUGGUGGUCCAGCUGUUCACAAAGGCGUAUUGAUUGGCAUCGCAAGUUAUUAUUCCGACGGUUGUGGCUCUGCUUCACCAGACGGCUACACCAAGAUAUCCUAUUACCGUGAGUGGUUAGAUGAAAAUACUACACCUACGGUACCAGUUUGAAACAAUUAUAACUUUAUAAACAAUAAAGCUCAAGUGUAAACAAUA
Bactrocera tryoni is the source of this 798-nucleotide messenger RNA. RefSeq names its product serine protease SP24D-like. NCBI's taxonomy places the organism in Eukaryota, Metazoa, Arthropoda, Insecta, Diptera, Tephritidae. Gene Ontology annotation, molecular function: serine-type endopeptidase activity. The transcript has 2 exons. Bases 1 to 753 code for a protein of 250 amino acids. The record is from RefSeq and is a predicted model, not a curated record. Gene Ontology annotation, biological process: proteolysis.